UAAGCCCCGCCCACUUGCUCAUACUAGCGUACUACAUAGCAUGUCAAUAGAACGUUAACGCUGGUGUGUUAACUAUUUACAUACACUAUGAAGUAAAGUAGUAUGUUUUUGACAUAGGCUUUAAUAAAGACCACCCUGCUGUACAAAAUGGCUGUGCUUCUGUAGGCAAACAAGUGGAACACGCUGAAGAAGACUGCACAACCUGAAGUCUUCCUCUGCCUCGGGGGGGUUAGUCAUUAGUGUUACUGUGGACCUCUGGAGAGAAAAAACCUGUAACAGGUGUGGAGAAUUAGUGGCAUAAACAUGGACACCACAGGCUCUCUGAAGAUGACUGUUGCGGCCUCCCAGAGCAUCUUCAGCCACGUGGAGGAGGAGAACCUGUCAGCCCUGAGAGCUUACCUGGACAAACACCGUGACGUGGACAGCAGGAGUGAUAACGGACAGACUCCUCUCAUGCUGGCGGCUGAGCAGGGCAGCGUAGAGAUUGUGCAGGAGCUCAUAAGAAGAGGAGCCAAUGUUGAACUGGAUGAUGUGGAUUGCUGGACUGCACUGAUUUCCGCCUCCAAGGAGGGCCAUGUUGAGGUGGUGAAGGAGCUGCUGGCCAACAAUGCAAAUCUGGAGCACAGAGACAUGGGCGGCUGGACCGCUCUUAUGUGGGGAGCGUAUAAGGGCCGUGUGGAGGUGGUUCGCCUUCUGUUGGAGAAAGGAGCAAACCCGAACAUCACUGGACAGUACAGUGUAUACCCCAUCAUUUGGGCAGCAGGCCGAGGCCAUGCCGAAAUUGUUCGGCUUCUACUACAACACGGUGCUAAAGUCAACUGCUCUGACAAGUACGGCACCACGGCAUUGAUCUGGGCAGCGAGGAAAGGCCAUUAUGACUGUGUGAUGCACCUGCUGGAGAACGGCGCUAAUGUGGACCAGGAAGGAGCGAACUCAAUGACGGCUCUGAUCGUGGCAGUGCGUGGCGGUUACACAGAGGUGGUGAAAGAGCUACUGAAGAGAAACCCCAACGUGAACAUGACGGAUAAAGACGGAAACACGGCACUGAUGAUCGCUGCAAUGGAGGGCCACACUGAGAUAGUGCAGGAUCUGCUGGACGCAGACACCUACGUCAACAUUCCUGACAGGAGUGGAGACACGGUUCUAAUUGCGGCAGUGCGAGGAGGCCAUGUGGAGAUUGUCCGGGCUUUACUGCAUAAAUAUGCUGACAUUGAUGUGAAGGGACAGGACAGCAAGACUGCCCUCUACUGGUCAGUCGAAAAAGGCAACGCCACCAUGGUGCGAGAUAUCCUGCAGUGUAACCCUGAGACAGAGGCCUACACCAAGGAAGGCGAGACUCCACUUAUUAAAGCUACCAAAAUGAGAAACAUUGAGAUUGUUGAGCUUCUUCUCGACAAGGGAGCGAAAGUGUCUGCUGUGGACAAGAAAGGAGACACAGCGCUGCACAUCGCCAUCAGGGGUCGGAGCAGAAAGUUGGCCGAGCUGCUAUUGAGGAACCCUAAGGACGGCCGCCUACUCUACAAGCCCAACAAGCAGGGCGAGACGCCCUACAACAUCGACUGCACGCACCAGAAAAGCAUCCUCACCCAGAUCUUUGGUGCCAAGCACUUGUCCCCUACGGAGUGUGACGGCGACAUGCUGGGUUAUGACCUGUACAGCAGUGCGCUGGCUGACAUCCUUAGUGAGCCCACCAUGCAGCCACCCAUCUGCGUGGGUCUGUACGCUCAGUGGGGCAGCGGCAAAUCCUUCCUGCUCAAGAAGCUGGAGGAUGAAAUGAAGACGUUUGCAGGCCAGCAGGUGGAGCCAUUGUUUCAGUUCUCUUGGCUGGUGGUGGUGCUGACUCUGCUGCUGUGCGGCUCUGUAGCUGUGAUUCUUGGCUUCUCUGUCGAUCCCAGGCUGGCCAUUGCUGUGGCCCUCAGCCUGCUUGCUCUGCUCUACAUAUUCUUUGUGCUGGUGUAUUUUGGAGGGCGCAAAGAGGGCGAGAGCUGGAGCUGGGCGUGGCUCAUCAGCACCAGGCUUGCACGCCACAUCGGCUACCUAGAGCUGCUGCUCAAACUGAUGUUUGUCAACCCACCAGAGCUUCCUGAGCAGACUACCAAGGCCUUGCCUGUCAGAUUUCUCUUUACAGACUAUAACCGCCUGUCGAGUGUGGGUGGGGAGACCUCCAUGGCUGAGAUGAUUGCCACGCUGUCAGAUGCAUGCGAAAGAGAAUUUGGUUUCUUGGCCACCAGACUCUUCAGAGUCUUUAAAAACGAUGAGACGCAAGGAAAGAAGUGGAAGAAGACAUGCUGCGUGCCAUCUUUCGUUCUGUUUGCACUGACUCUGGCAUGCCUGGUGACGGGUAUGGCCCUCUUGGCUAUAUUUAAAGUGGAUUCAGCUAAUGUGACAGUAAAAGCGGUGCUAGUGGCUGUGGCCAGCGUGGUGGGCCUCGCUCUGCUGCUCAACUGCAGGACCUGGUGGCAGGUGGCCGACUCUGUGCUGCGCUCGCAGAGGAGGAGGCUGCACAGUGCUGCCAACAGCAUGCACAAGCUGAAGAGCGAGGGAUUCAUGAAGGUGCUCAAAUGUGAAGUGGAGCUCAUGGCUAAAAUGGCGAAGACCAUCGAUGGCUUCACUCAGAAUCAGACUCGUCUGGUCGUCAUCAUCGAUGGCCUGGACUCCUGUGAACAAGAUAAAGUGCUGCAGAUGCUAGAUACGGUGAGGAUUCUCUUCUCCAAGGGCCCCUUCAUCUCCAUCUUUGCCAGUGACCCCCACAUCAUCAUUAAAGCCAUCAACCAGAACCUGAACAGCGUGUUGCGUGAUUCCAACAUCAAUGGCCACGACUACAUGCGCAACAUAGUGCACCUGCCCGUCUUCCUGAACAGCCGUGGCCUCAGCACGGCUAAGAAGCUCAGCAUGGCUGCGCCAACCAACGGAGAUCUGCUUGCUGCUGAGGCAUGGCAUGAGGAUUUGGACAGAAAGUUUCAGUCUCAGAACAGUCUCGGAGAGCAGGCCAAGCAGGGAAGUAAAUCGACUCUGAACAGGAGGGAUACAUACCGGAGGCGUCAGAUGCAGCGUACAGUCACACGCCAGAUGUCGUUUGACCUGACCAAGCUGCUAGUUACUGAAGACUGGUUUAGUGACAUCAGCCCUCAGACCAUGAGGAGACUCCUCAACAUCGUUUCAGUCACAGGGCGCCUCCUCCGAGCCAAUCAGAUCAUCUUCAACUGGGACCGGCUGGCAUCAUGGAUCAACCUAACGGAGGAGUGGCCUUACCGGACGUCCUGGCUCAUCCUCUUCCUGGAGGAGAAUGACAUCGUCUCGGACCAGGUCACACUCAAGACCAUCUACGAGAGGAUUUCCAAAAACAUCCCCACCACCAAAGAUGUGGAACCCCUGCUGGAAAUCGACGGAGACAUCCGCAGCUUUGAAGUGUUCCUGUCCUCCCGAACCCCCGUGCUCACGGUCCACGACGUGGAGAUGUUCCUACCCUGCACCGUCAACUUGGACACCAAACUUCGAGAGAUCAUUGCAGAUGUGCGUGAUGCCCGGGAGCAGAUGCACCUCGGAGGAGUGAGCUAUCCCACAAUGCCCCUGCAGGAGGCUCCGGCAAGGCCGCACUCAGUGUUUGGCCAGGGUCCUGCAGCCUGCUCGCCCACCGGUUCCUUUCCCGCACAGACUCACAGCAGCUACUUCAGUGGCCUUACUGGCCCACAACACCCCUUCUACAACCGGCCUUAUUUCCCUCCUCAUGUUUAUCACGUGCCCCGUCAUUAUCCCGGCAACCCCCUCCAAGCCCCCUCCCGCCCUUCCUCCAAACUGGCCUUCCAUAAGGACCACAACUCAGGACUAAGAUUUCUGUCUUGCUCUCCUGGUUCACUUUCACCCCUAUUUUUACCCCAUCAUCUCUCUCUUCGUCAGGGUGUUAUCAGAGAAGAUGCCUUCGAAGGUUCCCCCUCCCUCACCUCCCCCUUUAUGACACAGUCUCAGCCUCCCAGAGUAAAGCAGGGCUCCGAUUCUGCAGUACUCCCUGGGCUCCUUAGUUCUCUUAGCACUGAUGGUGUAUGCGAAAGACUGCGCCAAAUCGAAGGCCUGGACUCUAGCAUGAUGGAGCAAUACAUCACCACUAUCAAAAAGGCGAAUGUGAACGGUCGUGUCCUGUGCCAGUGUCAGCUGGAGGAGCUCAAGAAGGAGAUGAACAUGAAUUUUGGGGACUGGCAUCUCUUCAAAGCAAUGGUGCUGGAGCAGCGGCAGGUGGAAAGCCAGCUGCUGCAGGAGGAAUGUGUAAUGGUUAGUGAGCAGGGAGGCAGUGGAUUGGUUCAGCCUGAACCUCCUCCUGUCUGUUCUACAGCAGCCCCCCAAAGCAAUCUUCAAUACAGCCUGAACCUCAGCUUUGAGGAGCUCAGCACUGCCGGACUGGAGGAGCCCGCCAGACUCCCCAUCAACCACUGGAUGUAAGUGGGAACUAAUCGGAGGCAGGAACUGAAGUUGUAGAUGGGGAAUUGAACAAAAAAGAAGUUGAACCACACGCGCCAUGGGUUUGGUCCGAGGAAUCAUUCGAGACGGUGGUUUGGAUUUGUCGCUUUAAUGUCGUAUGCUUAAUAUACAUAGAACUGAUUAAUUCUCGACUCAAAUGUCGCUUGUUGUGCUGUCACUGAACACUUUGUGCUGUCACUGUCGCUCUUUAAUGUGAAUGUAGGGUUAGAAAGUCUUAACAACUUUAAAUGUGCUGUACAGUGUGACUGACUAAACAGUUAUUAACACAAAAGGAAUGUGAUCCACUCUUUGUCUCCUUGUUAUAUUUGUUAACACAUGCAUAACGAGUGUUCAUAAAUGGAUUUCAUUAUAGGCCAAGGAAAAAUGCCCAACGAAUGGUCUGUCAUAAACAGAUUACUCAAGAAAGAGGCCAAAAGAGGUUGAUGCAAGCUACAUCAUUCUGAAGUGCAAGUUUCUGGUACAGUCAGUCAGCUGACAUCUUGAGAACAAAGGUGCUAGCAUUGUCAGUCACACACUCUUGGUUUUAAAGAGGCAUGGCAGGCUUUUUGGCUUCAUCUAUAAGAUAGGUGUACCUUAUCCAUCCAAGUGAGGCCUGACUCUCCACAUAACACCAUGUUUAUAUAUAGGUAAGUAUUUAGACAGAGUCGCUGCACAAAUACAUGUCUAUAAUCCUAAACACAUGCUCAGUCAGAAUCUAUUAAUAUAUAGCUUGGAUUCACUGGCCGUGCUGCCCUAUAGUUAUAAAUACACAAACACACGGCCUUUGCAACUCUGUGCAUACACACUUUCAGAGAAACGUACUUUUUCAACACGGCAGCUUUCUUGUCUAACAAAGAAGCAUACGCUGGCUUCUGCUUUUUAGUAGUCUAUCAGUAGAAUGGAAAUAGCCUGUGGUUUACUGGGUGACAAACGGAGUGUUCUCUGACCUGAAUGAGCAGAGGAAGUGAAGAGCUGGACUGCCUCACAAAACACACACACGCACACAUUUAAUGCAGGGCUGCAUGUGCAAGGCCGUUCCUGCCACAUAGAAUAGGCUACUUCUACUCUCUCUGCUCACGCACAAAGUCGUCACUCCACAUUUACCAAGCACAUCUCGCUGCAGUGUAUAGAACUGUUGAUAUUACAGUGCCUUGCCCCUUGAACUGUUCCACAUUUUGUAGUGUUACAACCUGGAAAUGAAAUGGAUUUAAUUGGUAUUAUGUCAUUUAAUCUGCACAAAACAGCCCAUAAGAUUGAAGUGUGGGGGGGUGGGAAUAAAUAUCAUUUGCAAAAUUAUAAUGGGAUUGAUUUUUCACAACAGAAAUUCUGAAAUGAAACCCCUAAAGCAGUUGCCAUCAGAAGCCACAUAAUUAGUUGAAUGGAGUCCAAAUGUGUGCAAAUUAAAAUAUCACAUGACCUCAACAUAAAUUCAUGUGUUCCUGGAAGGCCCAAGAGAUUAUUAGAGAACAUGCCUAAGCAUCAAGAACACCAUGGAGCUAUCAAAACCAGUCCAGGACAAAGUUCUGUAAAAGUAUUACUCGGGGUUCGGUUAUAAAAAAACAAACAAACAAACAAAACAAAAAAUGAUCCCAAACUUUGAACAUCCCGCUGAACACCAUUAAAUCCAUUCUUAAAAGAUUUUUGGAGGCCGUCCACCAAAGGACAGUGACCAGGUAAGCAUUAGUCAGAAAAGCAACCUAGAGGCUAAGGGUAACUCUCAGCAUGAUGCUCCCACCAUCAUGCUUCACUGUGUAGAUGGUGUUCUUAGGCUGGUUUUUCUUUUUUCUUUUAUUCCAUUAGACCAGAGAAACUUUUUUCCCCCCAAAUUUGCAGUGUCUAACAUGUCUUUUGACAAAUGAGAUUUCGUACGGCUAUUGUUGUCCUGUGAACUUCUUUUCCCAUCUGAACCGUGGAUCUCUUCAGCUCCUUCAGAGUUACCUUUGGCCUCAUGGUUUAAGGAGUUAGUCAGUGAGACAUAGAAAGCUGAGGAACAUGUUAAAAAUAAAAUAAAUGAACAGCUUUCCGUACAGUAGAAAGAUAUAUUUUUAAAAACACCCCACCUAUGGUUCAAACAUGUGGGAAACGGUCACAUUUUGGUAGAAUGCUUUUGUGAAUUCCUGUCUAAUGUACUUGUACGUUACACUCUACAGAAAGCAUACAGAACUCAAAUGACGUCAUACUGUAUUGCUCCAUUGUUGGAAAGUUGGAUGAAACUACAUAAGAACAGCUUCAGUAUGGUGUGCUCUCAUGUUCGUUUCCUGCAUAGUUUUCUCUCAACAUACCUCAUUAAGGACUUAAUAAUUAGCUGAUUGGUUGCAUUGAGCUUGUCUACAGUAGGGAAAUCUUCCAGAUGUGCUGGACAGGGGUUCCAGAGGACUGGAGUUCAGAACCUCUGAUGUAAUAUAGUACACUGAUUGAGUUUAAUAUUACCAGAAUAAGUAAGUUUAGAUUAUUUUAGUUUACUCGUCAUUUUUCAGAAAAUUGAAUGCUAAUCGCAUGUAUGCUACAGAUGUAGUGGAUGGAGAUUAGGUAGAAAAAUGCUGAAAUAUUUCUUUACAAUGUUCACGAACCCUU
Ictalurus punctatus (channel catfish) is the source of this 7026-nucleotide messenger RNA. RefSeq names its product kinase D-interacting substrate 220a (gene kidins220a). The record is from RefSeq and is a predicted model, not a curated record. Lineage: Eukaryota; Metazoa; Chordata; Actinopteri; Siluriformes; Ictaluridae. Gene Ontology annotation, molecular function: protein binding. Bases 304 to 4434 code for a protein of 1376 amino acids. The transcript has 31 exons.